This is a messenger RNA of Salarias fasciatus (jewelled blenny), 1015 nucleotides long. RefSeq names its product hyaluronan and proteoglycan link protein 2 (gene hapln2). Gene Ontology annotation, cellular component: perineuronal net; synapse. The record is from RefSeq and is a predicted model, not a curated record. Bases 1 to 1014 code for a protein of 337 amino acids. NCBI's taxonomy places the organism in Eukaryota, Metazoa, Chordata, Actinopteri, Blenniiformes, Blenniidae. Gene Ontology annotation, molecular function: hyaluronic acid binding. Gene Ontology annotation, biological process: glial cell differentiation; central nervous system development; cell adhesion. The transcript is spliced from 5 exons.
AUGAACCCUGCUGUGAUUUUUCUCCUGAGCACGACCUGCUUCAGCUGCUCUUCGGCUCUGUACGUCCACAACAGAGCAGGAUCCGGGAGGCUGAAGUAUCUCCUGGAGCCGCCGGUGUACGCCGAGGUGUCCGGCCGGAGGGGCGACAACGUCACCCUGCCCUGCAUCCUGAGAAGCAAACCCAGCCACUACAAAGUCAAGUGGACCAAGCUGGAACCGGAGCGCGUCGGGCCGGAGAACGUCAUCAUGAUGUCCAACUCCCACGCCUCCAAGGCGUACGGCGAGCUGGGGCGGCGCGCCGCGCUCCGGAAGGCCCACGCCAUGGACGCCUCGCUGUGGCUGGGCCGGCUGCGGCUGGACGACGCCGGCACGUACCGCUGCCAGCUGGUCAACGGCAUCGAGGACGAGAGCGUGGACAUCACGCUGAGCAUCGAGGGCGUCGUCUUCCCGUAUCAGAGCAAAGCUGGUCGCUACAAAUUCACUUUCCAUGAGGCGGAGGCGGCGUGUUCGGCCCAGGACGGAACGCUAGCGUCGUACAGCCAGCUCUUCAGAGCCUGGACCGAGGGUCUGGACUGGUGCAACGCCGGCUGGCUGCUGGACGGAACCGUCCACUACCCCAUCCUGCAGCCUCGGCCCGUCUGCGGAGGAGACCUGCUGCCCGGCAUCCGCAGCUACGGUCCCAAGGACAAGGACCGCGAUCGCUUCGACGCCUUCUGCUUCACGUCUCAGACGUCCGGUUCCGUCUUCUACGUGUCGGGGGCGUUCUCCCUGGAGCAGGCGGUCCAGGCCUGCAGGCACCGGGGGGCCGAGCUGGCCUUGGUGGGCCAGCUGUACGCCGCCUGGUACUUCCAGAAGUACGACCAGUGUGACGGCGGCUGGCUGAGGGACGGCAGCGUGCGCUUCCCCAUCAGCAGCCCGAGAGAGCGCUGCGGCGGGAUCCCCGAGGCCGGCGUGCGCUCCUUUGGAUUCCCCGACAGGACCCAGCACCUGUACGGGGCGUACUGCUACAGGUAGC